Messenger RNA from Angiostrongylus costaricensis, 603 nucleotides. NCBI's taxonomy places the organism in Eukaryota, Metazoa, Nematoda, Chromadorea, Rhabditida, Metastrongylidae. The record is from the annotation of a GenBank genome assembly.
AUGACGAAGUAUGUUUACAUUGAAGGAAAGAAAUUCUUUAAUAUGGCCACUUCUAAUUUUUUGGGAUUGAUUGGUGAAAAACGGAUUGAGGAAACUGCUAAGAAAACGAUUCUUAAGUACGGUGUGGGUUCCUGUGGACCGCGUGGAUUUUAUGGCACUGUAGAUGUCCACCUUGAACUAGAAACCGACUUGGCAAAGUACGUUUCGCAUGAAGCGGUGCUCUACAGUUACGGUUUUGCCACCGUAGCUAGUGCUAUUCCCGCUUACGCAAAAAAAGGAGACGUAAUCUUUGUCGAUAAAGGUGUCAACUUCGCUAUUCAAAAAGGAUUGCAGGCAUCUAAAAGUCGUAUUGAGUGGUUUAAUCACAAUGAUAUGGACGACUUUGAACGACUUCUUCAGGAACAGGCGCUCAUAGACAAGAAGAAUCCGAGUAAGGCCGAAAGGAUUCGUCGCUUCGUGGUGGUUGAGGGUUUAUAUGCAAAUAGUGCAGAUCUCUGUCCAUUGCCUCGUAUAAUGGAUUUAAAAUGGAAAUAUAAGGUGCGUGUAUUCAUCGAUGAAAGCUGGUCAUUUGGAGUGAUCGGAAAGACUGGGCGAGGUAUGUGA